Messenger RNA from Penicillium malachiteum, 771 nucleotides. Its product is annotated as 1-(5-phosphoribosyl)-5- ((5-phosphoribosylamino)methylideneamino)imidazole-4-carboxamide isomerase HIS6. Gene Ontology annotation, molecular function: 1-(5-phosphoribosyl)-5-[(5-phosphoribosylamino)methylideneamino]imidazole-4-carboxamide isomerase activity. The transcript is spliced from 3 exons. The coding region runs from base 1 to 771 and encodes 256 amino acids. The record is from RefSeq and is a predicted model, not a curated record. Gene Ontology annotation, biological process: L-histidine biosynthetic process; L-tryptophan biosynthetic process. Lineage: Eukaryota; Fungi; Ascomycota; Eurotiomycetes; Eurotiales; Aspergillaceae. Gene Ontology annotation, cellular component: cytoplasm.
AUGACUAAAUUCAGACCUUGCAUUGACUUGCACUCGGGGCAGGUGAAGCAGAUUGUGGGAGGUACUCUCAGCAAUGUUGCCGAAGACCUGAAAACCAAUUACGUCUCAAAGCUUCCCGCCGGCUACUAUUCGGAAUUAUACCAGAAACAUGAUCUGCGCGGAGGACAUGUGGUAAAGCUCGGUCCUGGCAAUGAUGACGCAGCCAAAGAGGCAUUGAGCACUUGGAAAGACGGAUUACAAGUUGCUGGAGGUAUUACCGAUCAAAAUGCUCAAUACUGGAUUGAUCAAGGCGCGGAGAAGGUGAUCAUCACAUCAUUUCUCUUCCCAUCAGGCAAAUUCUCGCUCGAGAGGCUUCAAUCAGUCCUUGCUGCUUUGGGCGGUGAUAAGUCCAAGCUGGUCUUGGAUCUUAGCUGUCGUCGUAAAGACAACAGUUGGUUUGUGGCGAUGGAUCGCUGGCAGACCAUUACCGAAAUGGAAAUUAACGCCGAAUCUAUUGCACUCCUGGAGCCCUACUGUUCCGAGUUUUUGAUCCAUGCUGCUGACGUGGAAGGACUCCAGCAGGGUGUGGAUGAAGAGCUGGUCUCCAAGUUGGCCGAAUGGUGCACAAUUCCCGUCACCUAUGCCGGUGGAGCUCGUAGUCUUGAGGACUUGGAAAAGGUGCAUGUGAGCAGCAAGGGAAAAGUGGACCUGACCAUUGGAAGCGCCCUGGAUAUCUUUGGCGGGUCUGGAGUGACCUUUGACGAAUGUGUUGAAUGGAACAUGAACCAUUGA